UUGAAUGUCAGUGUUUGAUUUGUGUUUAGUGCUCCUCCUGAUCCUGGAACUGUGCCGUCCUGACAUCCUGCUAUCAGGCGCACUUUGUCGGCGUGUUUGUCAAGUAACUGGAUACCCUCACCCUCCCUUUACUGUCCCACCUCCCUGCUCUCACAUCACCGCCGCCUCUCGUCUUUCUCCCCCUGCAGGUGCUCUGAGUUUGGUCGGGCUGUAUCUUCUGUUUGGAUAUGGAGCCUCUCUGCUGUGCAACCUUAUUGGCUUUGCCUAUCCAGCAUAUUUCUCCAUUAAGGCCAUCGAGAGCAAUGUGAAGGAGGAUGACACACAGUGGCUGACCUACUGGGUUGUUUAUGGACUCUUUAGCAUCGUUGAGGCCUUCUCUGACAUCUUCCUCUUCUGGUUCCCCUUUUACUAUGCUGGCAAGUGUUUGUUCCUGGUAUGGUGUAUGGCUCCGGUGACGUGGAACGGUGCUGACAUCUUGUACAAGCGUGUCAUCCGGCCAUUUUUCUUGAAACACCAGGCUACCAUGGACAACAUGGUCAGCGAUCUGAGCGCCAAGGCUAAGAACAUUACUGAGACCGUGACAAAGGAGGGUGAGAUACCCACAAUAUACAUUUGUUAACCGGGCCCUCAACCAUGAAAAGGACCAGUGAGAAACAUGGGAAGGCUUUGUGUGUGUGUGUGUGUGUGUGUGUGUAUUUGGUAAUGAGUGACUGAGUGGGAGUAUGUGUGUGUGUGUGUGUGUGUGUGUGUGUGUGUGAUUGUUGUUUUGCUUUUGGUUCGUCCCCCCCCCCCACCCCUCUUCCAUGACGAAUGACGACGAUCAACCCUGCGUCAUGCUGUGAACUGAAGCUUCACACUUGUGAAAAUAAAUAAAAAGUCAUUUGUGCGUCCACAUCAGUUUACUGCCAUCGGUACUGCUCAGACAAUCGGAGAAACUGUGACCUUUUUAUGUGACAUUCAUUUCUUUGUUGUGGUGAGAAAUCAUUUAUGGAAAGAAAUGUGUUGAUGGCAGGAUUUACAUUUUGUGUUCCUGAAAGGUUUCAGCAACACCGGCGGGGCACUCGAUAUUAUUGUGUCUAAUUGAGCCAUUUAUGACAGAAAAGAGGCCGACAACAUUACGGUUAUAAAACAGGUUGUUUUCAACAGCAUUUCUAACAUUGUUAAUCAAAACUGGAACUUUUACAUUUUAUUAAUGUGUUCUUGCUCUCAGCUUAACUCUCGCAUGUGGCAAGUAGCAUAUGAAGUCUGUUUGAGCUAUUGGGAAGUUUCUCAAUCUGUAACUUUAUCUGGACGACUUCUGCCUUUUGAUAUGUCUUAAUUUAUCCCCUCAUAAUGAUGAAAUAAUAAAACUGGAACCUUAAUGAACUGAA
This is a messenger RNA of Cottoperca gobio, 1370 nucleotides long. RefSeq names its product receptor expression-enhancing protein 5-like. The coding region runs from base 5 to 619 and encodes 204 amino acids. The transcript is spliced from 4 exons. Lineage: Eukaryota; Metazoa; Chordata; Actinopteri; Perciformes; Bovichtidae. The record is from RefSeq and is a predicted model, not a curated record.